UUCAAAAUAAAGACUUUCCUUUCGAUUUCCUCCCCCUUCGUUUCUGUUCAUUACCUUCCUUCCCAAGAAAAACACAUUUUUCACAUAUUCUCCAUACAAUCUAUACAUACACACACAUAUAUAUCAUAUACAUCGCACCUCCUCAACAAUUUUCAAUUCAAUUUUAUUUUAUUUUUUUGAAUUCGAUAUCGAUUAUUGAUUUUGGGGAUGUGUGUUUUCUGAAUCUGGAUUGAUUUUUUUUCUUCAAUUGUGUGUGUGUGUGUGUGUGUGUGUGUGUUUGUUGGAUUGAAUUAUGGUGAAAUCGGUGGAGAACGGAACAUCGCUCCCACCAUUCCUGGUGAAAUGCUACGAAAUGGUCAACGAUGAGUCGACGAACGAGUUGAUUUCGUGGACUGAGUCAAACGACAGCUUCGUUAUAUGGGACGAGUCGAAAUUUGCUUCACAGUUGCUCCCAAAGUACUUCAAGCACAGCAAUUUCUCCAGCUUCGUUCGCCAACUCAAUAUCUAUGGUUUCAAGAAAAUCGAUACAGACCAAUGGCAAUUCGCUAACGAGUCCUUCGUCAAAGGGCAGAAGCAUCUGCUCAAGAACAUCACCCGAAGAAAGCAGCCUCAGAUCCCCGUACAUCAAAACAACCCUCCGCAGCAAAAAGACACAAUCGCCCCUCAGCAAUCCAAACAAGAAGAAGAAAGGAGAUUAGCCCUAUGGAAAGAAGUCGAGAAUCUCAAAACCGACAAGAACGCGCUGACUCAGCAGCUCAUGAAACUGAGUCAGCACCAGCAGAACUCUCAGAGCAAGAUGCUGUUAGUGCGAAAGCAAUUACAGGGCAUGGAAAAAAACCAGCAGCAGAUGCUUUCUUUCAUAGUGAUGGCAAUGCAAAGCCCCGAGUUUAUGGUUCAGUUCUUCCAGCCGAAAGAGAACAACAACAACAGCAAUAGAAAACUGAGCGAAGUUACCGAUGAUUGUGAGCCGUCCGAUAAAAUGAUAGUCCCUUAUCAGCCGUUGAAAGACGAUGCGCCGGAAGCUUCUAAUUUGGAAGACUUCAUGGAGUUGGAUUUUUCGUUGGAUGAGAUGAGCGACUUUUUUAAGGAUAUCGACUUUCCAAAUGAUGGGAGUGUGGGCCCGUCGGGUAAUGAUGAAGGGAGGCUUGUGCUUCCGGAUAUUUCCGAGAAUGAUGUAAUGCUGGAAGAGCUUCUCUCGUCGAAUCCAUCUACGGAAAUCGAAGAAUUUGCCGAGUUGGAUGACGAUGAAAUUGAUAAUGCGUUUGAUAAAGUGGAAGUUAUUACUAAGAAAAUGGGGUCUCUAGCUUCGGAAAUAAGGUGAAAAAGUCGUAUAUGCUCUGAUUUUUUUUUUUGGCAAUAGUAUAUGCAAAAUUACAUUUAGUCCUUCUUUUUAUAGGUAGAGAGGGGCUUCUUGAAAUUGGGUUUUUUUUUUGUUUUUUUGGGGGGUCCGGGAGGACUGAAUGGUAAUUUUGUUGGAAUCGACUGCGCUUCGUGCGGUGAAGACCAUGAACACUAAACAAUAAUACUAUGAUGCUAUGAUACUUGGAUUAUUCUGAAAACCAUUGUGUGAAAUGUAAUUUUACUACAUUUUAUUACAUGUUGUAUAGAGAUCAGAAGUGAAAGGGAACAGUUUGUUCAUUGAU
Messenger RNA from Erythranthe guttata (spotted monkey flower), 1643 nucleotides. RefSeq names its product heat shock transcription factor A8 (gene HSFA8). NCBI's taxonomy places the organism in Eukaryota, Viridiplantae, Streptophyta, Magnoliopsida, Lamiales, Phrymaceae. The record is from RefSeq and is a predicted model, not a curated record. Gene Ontology annotation, molecular function: RNA polymerase II cis-regulatory region sequence-specific DNA binding; DNA-binding transcription factor activity. Gene Ontology annotation, cellular component: nucleus. Gene Ontology annotation, biological process: regulation of transcription by RNA polymerase II; cellular response to heat.